This is a messenger RNA of Maudiozyma saulgeensis, 1611 nucleotides long. Lineage: Eukaryota; Fungi; Ascomycota; Saccharomycetes; Saccharomycetales; Saccharomycetaceae. The record is from the annotation of a GenBank genome assembly.
AUGAAGACCGAAGGUAAGAAAAAUAUUCAUUUGACAUUUUUUGUCAUUGCAAUGGCAUGUGCCUUUGAUACAAGUUGUGUGGCUGCAAUGGUUGCAUUGAAUCAGAACGUUCAAGAAGAAUUCAAUAUAUCGUAUACUAAGGCUACAUGGGGUCUAACAAGUUAUGCUAUCACAUUUGCUGGUUUUAUUGCUUUUUUUGGUAGAUUGGGUGAUAUUGCUGGGAAUCAUUAUUUAUUCUCGAUCUCAACUUUAUUUUUCUCAAUUUGUUCAUUAUUGUGUGCAACUGUUCCAAAUUUCGAGGCGUUUUCUGUCUUUAGAGCUCUUCAAGGUAUAGCAGGUGCUGGUAUUGUACCAUCAAGCUACGCCCUGAUUCCAACUCUAUUCGAUGAUUCUGAAGUUGCCGCAAAAUUCUUAUCAGUAUUAUCUAUUGUGUUUGCAGCAUUCUUUGGUAUUGGGUUUAUCUUAGGAGGUGCUUUUGCUAUGUCUAGUGAUGGUUAUAGAGGUUUAUUUUAUUUAGUUUUUGCGGUUUUACUCUUAAUAUUUAUUAGUAGUUAUUGGCUAAUUCUACCAUUAGGUAAGCAUUUAGCCUCAGAAGAUAAUGAUAAUGAUGAUGAAGUUAAUGAUUGGACAGAAAAGAUGCGUUUAAUUAAAUUACUUGAUUAUCCAGGUUCAUUUUUCUUCAUUGCUGGUAGUAUAUUUAUCGUUGUUGGUUUAACAGAAGGUGGUGAGUCGUGGAAAAAACCAGUUGCAUAUGUAUGUUUUGUUGUCGGGAUUGUAUUAUUGGGAAUUUUUUUUACUUAUAAUAUAUUCUUUUCGAAAUUUUUGGUGGCAUUGGAAUGGGCACAUUUGAAUAGGAUGUACCACUAUAUGAGUACGAGACAAAUUCUGAUUCCUCAACAAGUUAUGUGUCUUCCUAAUUUUUGGCCUGCAAUGAUAACAUGUUUCCUAAAUUAUUGUUGUUUUCUAUCAAAUUUUUAUAUAAUCAAUCAGUAUAGUUUAUUUGAAGAAAAUAAUAGUCCAAUUAUUGCUUCAAUAAAAUUACUUCCAGUAGUUAUCGCGUUAGUUUUAUCAAAUUGCGUUUCAUUAUUUAUACCAAAUACCUUGGGUCCUAAAAAUGGUAUCAUUGUUGGGUUUGUCUUCAUGUUUGCAUCAUCUAUCAUUUUAAUUCAGAUUAAAGAACUUCAAACUGAGUUGUUUUGGAAAUUAUUUUUUGUAACAGGGUUGAUUGGAGGAUUUGGAUCUGGAUUAUAUUUCCCAUAUAUGUUACGUAUCACCGUUGGUGAAGCACCCUUAGAAUAUAAAGGUAUCACUUCCGGUGUAAUGCAAACAUUCGGUCAAUUUGGAUCUGAGGUUACUUUUUCCGUUCUAGCGUCUAUUCUUGGUGAAUUGACAGGAUCAAAAGCAGACAUUAAGACAAGGUUUCAAAAUACUUCAUAUUUUUCAUUGGCUAGUAGUGUAUCUGGUUUACUAAUCAGUGUGGUAUUCUUAAGGGAACAUAAAGUCACAGUUCAUGACUUAAAAAGUCAAGAUAGCGAUGAAUCAGGAAGUGGACAUUCUCUCUCGGGAACCGACCAUAUUGAAGAUAUUGAGAAAGGUGAGUCAAAAGUUUGA